AUUAUGAAAGCUUACGGCGAGCAGAUUUCAAUCAUAUAACUCUCUCAUAUGUCGAGAAGCGAUUAGUGAUCCAAUAGUAGUUUCAAAAAUAUCAAAACCGACAGAUGUCUCAUCACCCAGCUACUUUGGUCAGCAGAUGACAACACAGUCUGCUGCCUUCGCCAGUCAAUUUUGAACUGUACACGUCUGUUCACAGAUGAUGACCCAGAACUUUAAAUUUAGUGACUCGCACACGGUCGAGUUCAAUCAAAGUUCAAGUCAAGGUGGCAUUCGUCAUCUGUUGAUUUUGGAAUUAUUUUUGGGUCACUAAUCAGUUUUUCGCAUAUGAGAGAGUUACAUAGUUGGAAUUAGUUCACCGUGAGCUUUCAUAAUAUGCUUUCAAACAUUUUCGAGGAACGAAAAAUCAGGCCGUUCUGUUUGUGCAAAUUUCAAAAUGAUCGAGUAAACUUCUAAAUGAUCGAGCGAAGCCUACAAAUUACAGAUGAAAAGCAAAGAAAACAUUUUUUAUAUCAUAUAUAUUUUUCAUACUUUUCUGUAUUUGUAAUUCUAUGUGCAAUAUAUUUUUAUAUUUAUUUUAUAUUUUGCGUUCAUUAUAAUACGUGUGUGUAAACAAUACGCACACAUGAAAUACAAAAUCUCAGUUUCUUAUUUAAUUGCGUCGCAAAGUUGGAUCAAUCCUUUUUUAAAUUCUUGAAAAAGAUGGAUUGGAAUAAUUUUACAUUUUUUUCUUUUCUUUUUUUAAUGAGCUUUUCUGAAAAUUUCCAAAGACCAGAUUGCUUUAUCGAUUAUCGUUGCUUUUCAAGUGCAUUUUCGUUUCACCUCCGUUAUAUCCUGAGCACUCGCGUACGUCACGAGUAUCGGUAUAAUUAAACUCUUUGCUCCAGUCAAGCGAUGACAUUCAGGAACAGGCGACAACGCCGACGGCGUUGGCCCCAACCCUGAAGACCACUACAGCCGAUAAGGAUUGGGGUCUUAACGGCCGACUAGCAUUCGCUAUCGCGGCAGCUGCUCUCGGCUCAUCGUUCCAACAUGGAUACAAUACCGGUGUGGUUAAUGCUCCUCAGCAGUUCCAAUGUUUUACAGCUUAUCGAGGACUGGAUCAGCGAGCUGAAGGAAAACCGAACAGGCAUUCCGACGUCGCAGUCAGAGGUCACGCUGAUCUGGUCGGUGGCUGUAUCGAUAUUCUGCGUUGGCGGAAUGAUUGGCGGUUCAUUAGUGGGCUGGGUGGCUGAUCGCUUUGGCAGGAAGGGUGGUCUGCUACUGAACAACGUGUUGGUGCUGUUGACCGUGAUCUUCGAGGGUUUCGCCAAGACGGCGAAGAGCUAUGAGAUGAUAAUCUUCGGCAGAUUCCUAAUCGGCAUAAACUCGGGUCUAAACGCUGGUUUGGCACCAAUGUAUUUAGCGGAGAUAUCACCGGUGCAUUUGAGAGGCGCCGUCGGUACUGUCUAUCAGUUGGUCAUCACCAUCUCCAUCCUGGUAUCGCAAAUCCUCGGUCUGGAGCAGAUACUCGGCACCGUGGAACAGUGGCCGUUACUGCUUUGCCUAACGAUCGUGCCGGCGAUCUUCCAGGUGUGCACACUGCCGCUUUGUCCUGAGAGUCCCAAAUACUUGUUGCUUAGCCGCGGCAAGGACAUGGAAGCCCAAAAAGCGUUGACCUGGUUGCGUGGCACGAUCGAAGUUCACGACGAGAUGGAGGAGAUGCGUUCGGAGUUCGAAUCGAUGAAGCUGAUACCGAAGGUCACGUUACGCGAGCUGUUCGUGAAUCCGGCGCUGCGGAUCCCGUUGUUCAUCUCCAUCAUGAUUAUGUUCGCCCAACAGCUAUCCGGUAUUAAUGCCGUCAUGUUCUUCUCGACCAAGAUCUUCACGAUGGCGCAGCUCAACAAGAACGCCGCCCAAAAUGCCACGAUGGGCGUCGGUGCAAUGAAUGUCCUCAUGACCAUCGUUUCCCUGGUGUUGGUCGAAAAAGCAGGCAGAAAAACGCUGCUCCUUAUUGGUUUCGGCGGCAUGUUCAUAGAUACCGCUUUGCUUGCUAUUUGUCUUGCAUUCGCUGGAACAUCACAGGUAGCGGCGUACUUUUCGAUUGUACUUGUCAUCUUGUUUGUGGUGCUCUUUGCUACCGGUCCAGGCAGUAUCCCAUGGUUCUUGGUAUCUGAGCUCUUCAAUCAAUCCGCCCGACCGCCUGCUACUUCGAUCGCCAUCGCUGUGAACUGGACAGCGAACUUCAUCGUCAGCAUCGGCUUUUUGCCGCUGCAGGAGGCGGUAGGCGCUUACGUGUUCAUUAUCUUCGCCGUGCUGCAGGCGUUCUUCACAAUCUUCAUAUACAAAAAAGUGCCGGAAACGAAGAACAAGACCAUGGAGGAGAUUAGCAGCAUGUUCAGGCAAAUAUCAUAUCAGUGAGAGGAGUAGUGAGCAAACGAAAUGGGAUCUCUGAGAGACGAUCUGUAUCGAUAUUGUAUGAGCGAUUAAUGCGUUCCUCUAUUUGUCUCUGUCUCUCUUUUUUUCUCUCUCUCUCAACCUAUCUUUAUCUCUUUUUGUCUCUCUGCUCCUCUGGCGAGGAACUCAGCAACUCAGCGAGAAUGACAUUACUGUAACGAUCUAUCAAACGCGCUUCCAUCACGUGGAUUUCGACCACGCGCUGCAACGAAGUUCACCGGAUACAUAUCUGGACGUGAACACUCGCCCGCGAGAAAUCAUGUUAUAACAUAUCUGACAUAACAGUGCCAACUAGAAAUCCGAAAAUUUUAACUCUUCACUUACUGUUAUUAAACAUUUUUUAGUAUUUUACUUUUUAUUCUUUUUUUAUCGAAAAAUUUGAGUGAAACUUUAUCAUAAGACUUUAUCACCCUCAUGUCGAGCGAGUUAGUGUCGGGUUGCGCAAAUUUAAUACGCUUAGUUCCUAUUGUAUCCAAUGUGAGAUUGUUAGCAAUAGAAUCAACCAUCGAGACAGCAGCAGAACUGGAUUUGUUAGCUGAACAUUUCUCGCGUUGCGGGAACGAUGACACGCGCCGCGAUUGUAUCGGUACGAAGAACUACAACUCUAGUCAUACGAGAAGACCUGUGUGUAUCGAGUAACGUCAAGAGAAUUACAUCCGGGCUGACUACUUUAUAUCGGACCGCUGGUUUCAUGUCGACAAUACUUAUUGCUUCGUCGUAUGGCGAAUUUUUAUGCGAUACGAAUACAUCGUAUUACAUGCCGUGUUUCAGAGAAAUCGUGAGAGUACACAAGCGAAUUCUUUAUUUUUUUCUAUCUUUGAAGGCGUGCGAGAAGCUCCUGUUCCAAUUAAUCGAACAAUCGUGUUGCGUUAUAUAAGUAGGAAAAGAAAAAUACGAACUGUUGAUUAAAAAAAAAGGAGAGAGAGAGAGAUCUUGUCUUGCGAGAGAAAAAGUGCUUUCCUUUUUUACAAGAUAUUUUAAAAAUGAAUUUGGAAAAUGUUUUAUUACGUGAGCCGAGACGUGCUAAUUUUAUGGAACAGAAAUGAUAAGAACAGCGUUAAAUAUAAAUGUAUAUACUAAAGUGUAAAGACUAGUAUUGUGUAUAGCAUAGAGAAAAUUAUAUAUAUAUGUGUAUAUAUAUAUAUAUGUGUGUGUAUAUAUAUAUAUAUAUAUAUAUAUAUAUAUAUAUAUAUAUAUAUAUAUAUAUAUAUAUAUAUUUAUGUACGUAUAUAGUUAAUUAAUGUUUAAGAGGGAUAUAUUGAGAUGUUGUCAUAUUUUAAAAAUAUUUAGGUUAAUUUUAAUGAGAUACCUUACAUACAUACAUUACGCUGAACGCAAAAACUCAGGAACUUACGCCUGUUAUCGUGUAAAUUGCAAGUUAACGUGAUGUAAAUUUAUUUUUAUUUUCUUUGUUACUCUGUGCACAGCCUCAAAGAAUACUCAUUAUAAUAACCGUUUUAGUAUUAAUGCUCUGACGGAUUUAUUGUAAACGGCAAGAGGCUGACUAUGUCUGAUAAAUGUGCUGUAAAAUCGUUUUCUGAUUUUUUCUACGAACAAUCAUUAAAAAAAAACAAGAAAAUAUAUAAUGUAAUCAAUUUGAAUUUAAAGUUUACUAUAUGUAUAUUCUCGAUCACACACAUACAUAUACACACACAGUCUGUACAAAUGAAACAAAUAUUGUAUGUCCGAAGUGUAUUCGGUUAAUAAUAUUCUACUUGUUGCGAAACUGUAAAUAAUGCAGAGGUCUUAUAUUCUUAGCUGACCUAUUGCUCUAAUUAUCGUAUAAGUUUUUGCAACGCAGUUCUAGCAUUUUAGUUUUAGUCGAUUCUUUUAUAAAUAAAUUCAUUCUCAGAUAGCAUAAAAUCUUCCAGAGAUGUCCUAAGAACUUAUGUGAACAUUUAGAAAUCCUCAGAAUGUCUUUUGGAUAUCCUAGGGAUUUAUUUAAGAAGAUACCUAUCCUCAGGAAAUCUUUAGAAUAUUUUUGCAAAGUUGUGCUAUCUGGGUUGAUACUUGUAGUACCAAUUUACACGCCGAUAUUAUUCGUGAGAAUUAAUGCAGUAAAUACUUUGCAAAUCCAUUCAUUUAUACAUCAGAUGCUAUUUGCUAUAAUAGUUAAUUAUAUGAAAAUUAAUCAAAAUUCGAUAACAUUGUUAAUCUGUCUGUUUACGAGAUGUGUCACUGAGUACUACCAAAAUGUACAUGUACAAUGCGUUACGAUUUUUAUGAUAUUUGAUGCUGAUAUAUUGUCUGAAUAAAAUUAUUGGAAUUUCAAGUACAAAAUAAAAUUAUAAUUUUUAAUUAUUCAAGAGCCCACAGCAGAGGUAUCCAAAAUAUAUCAUAGGGAUAUCCUAAAGAUAUAUUUGGGAUAUGUAAUAUCUUCAAGAUAUUCCUAUAAUGUAUUUGGGACAUUCUUGCUGUGUGGGAGAGUAUAUAUCAUUGUAUCCAGAGAACAAUAAGAAGUCUUAUCUUAAAGAUAUUCAACAGAUAUUCGUAAAAGGCAUCCUAUAACAUCUAAGUACAACAUUUUAUGAAUAUUUUAAAUGAUAUAUCUUUCAGAUAUAUAUAAUUUAAUAUGUAAUAAAUUACUAUGUGCUACA
Odontomachus brunneus is the source of this 5030-nucleotide messenger RNA. RefSeq names its product solute carrier family 2, facilitated glucose transporter member 1-like. Bases 1030 to 2397 code for a protein of 455 amino acids. The record is from RefSeq and is a predicted model, not a curated record. Gene Ontology annotation, cellular component: membrane. NCBI's taxonomy places the organism in Eukaryota, Metazoa, Arthropoda, Insecta, Hymenoptera, Formicidae. Gene Ontology annotation, molecular function: hexose transmembrane transporter activity. Gene Ontology annotation, biological process: monosaccharide transmembrane transport. The transcript is spliced from 6 exons.